GGUUGGGCAAAAUAGUGCGCCUGCGUGCCGCCGCUGCGCAUGCGCAGGCGCUGUGUGGCCCUCUUCGCCGGUCGAAAGGGGAGGUCAAGGAGACGGGGGAGACGCGGUUGAGGGCGCCUCGUCAGGGUCGGGGCUGCAGCCGUCAUGCCGGGGAUAGUGGAGCUGCCCACCCUAGAGGAGCUGAAAGUGCAGGAGGUGAAAGUCAGUUCUGCUGUGCUUAAAGCAGCAGCCCAUCAUUAUGGAGCUCAAUGUGAUAAACCCAACAAGGAGUUUAUGCUCUGCCGCUGGGAGGAGAAAGAUCCAAGGCGGUGUUUAGAGGAAGGCAAGCUGGUUAACAAGUGUGCUUUGGAGUUCUUUAGGCAGAUAAAGCGUCACUGUGCGGAGCCUUUUACAGAAUAUUGGACUUGCAUUGAUUAUUCCAACUUGCAGUUAUUUCGUCACUGUCGCAAACAGCAGGCAAAGUUUGACGAGUGUGUGCUGGACAAACUGGGCUGGGUGCGGCCUGACCUGGGAGAACUGUCGAAGGUCACCAAAGUGAAAACAGAUCGACCCUUACCGGAGAAUCCCUAUCACUCAAGAGCAAGACCGGAACCCAACCCUGAAAUUGAGGGAGAUCUGAAGCCUGCCAAACAUGGCAGUCGCUUUUUUUUCUGGACCACAUAAGGAUGGGUCCAUGGCCCACCCUCAGUCACGCGCCCAGACAACGACUGAUGAAAAUGCCCAUGCAGUUUGCAUCGACUGAUAGUGUGUACUUUCCAGGAUCACAAACAUUAACAAAAAAGUUAAUUUAUGUGACUUGGCAGUUAUUCCAUACCAUUUCCUGUCCAUUAAAAAUUUUAAAGGAAACGGU
Carlito syrichta (Philippine tarsier) is the source of this 850-nucleotide messenger RNA. It is a transcript of the gene NDUFA8, whose product is annotated as NADH:ubiquinone oxidoreductase subunit A8. The coding region runs from base 145 to 663 and encodes 172 amino acids. Gene Ontology annotation, biological process: mitochondrial electron transport, NADH to ubiquinone. The record is from RefSeq and is a predicted model, not a curated record. NCBI's taxonomy places the organism in Eukaryota, Metazoa, Chordata, Mammalia, Primates, Tarsiidae. The transcript has 4 exons.